This is a messenger RNA of Closterium sp. Naga37s-1, 3471 nucleotides long. The record is from the annotation of a GenBank genome assembly. Lineage: Eukaryota; Viridiplantae; Streptophyta; Zygnematophyceae; Desmidiales; Closteriaceae.
AUGACCUGGUCGAUGUCGCGACUGUCGGGGAAUGCACACUCGAAGCCCGUUUCCUCGUCGACCAUGGACGAUCGCUGCCCCAGCAAUCCCUCUGUGGUGCGCUCCCUCGGCGGUGUCUCCGAACUCCCCCCGCCAGUCUCUGUCUUAGCUACUAUUGAAAUCGCCACUGCGCCAGAGGCGGUGGGGGAGGUUUGGAAAGCUGACUGGUACAUCCCCCACUGCUACAAGAUCCCCGCAUUGGCGCAACUCAACCACCUAUUGGCGCAAAUCCCCCGCGCGCCCACACGGAGCGAUGUCUGGCACGCGGGGGCCGGCCCCGCGGACCUCCGGCGUUUCCACAACGACCUGGGGGAGGUCGUAUCUGAGGCAGAGCUCGCCCAGAAGCAGCUGGGAAUCUUCCUCCAGGCCGUGCAGACGACUGCGGCGGGGCUCCAAAAGGAGAUCGGGAAGCGCCUCUCGGCGGAGAAUCCGUCCGUUUUCCGGAAAUGGAUUCAGAAGCUUCCUGGAUUCGACGACCCGUUGCUUGCAGGAGGGGUAGGCGGGGGGAUGGGGCACGACGGUUCGCACAGCAGGAGCAACAGUAACAGUAGCGGGGGCGCCGGGAGCGGCGGGAACGGCAAUGCGGCGUGCGGGAAGCUGACGGACGGCAGCAAUGCGUCGUCGCCAGCGAAUAAGGUCAGCAGCGACUCGCCACGCGACGACAGCGCGCCGACGCUGCAGCCGUCGAAAGUCGCCCUUGCGAAUCGCAUGCGAUCGAAAUCCAUGAACGUAGUGUCGUCGGGGUCGCUCUUUCGAUCGCCGGACGACAGCAGCGUCGCCAAGCCCCUAGGCCCGGAAGUUUCACCCAUCUUCGCCUCGACAGGUCUGACCACACCUGGUAGUAAUGGCUCUGGCGCAGGCUCGGGUGCGGGCGGCUCUGCGACGCGGAAAAUGUUCACCCGCGCGUUUUCCGUGCGCGAGCGGCCGUCUGCCGUGUCGGGGGGGGACGGCGGCGGGAACAGCGUCGGAAGCGGCGGCGGAGGCGGAGGGGGUUUCCUAGACGCGUGUGGGUUCAGUCCCGUGUUACUGCGCGCAAGGAAUGCGGGGAGAGUCGGGCCUGUGGGGGAACACGAGGGGGAGGGGGCGGGUGACACACCCGUCAUGGGGCUCGGCGGGGGGAACGGGGGGAAUGGGGGGAACGGCGGAGUGAACGGAGGGGGGAACGGGGGAAACGGAGGGCGUGACGGAGGCAAUGGCGGGGGAAAGGUGGGCGGAGUGGCAGCGUGGGCAACACCGAGUGGAAUUGGAAACGAGAAUGCCGCGUUCCCUGUAAUCACCGAAGCUCAGCAGCAGCAGGUGCCGCAGGGGCCGCCUGUAGCAUCCUCGCCGCUACAUCCGCCGCGUCAGCCAGCCUCAGAACGCCACUCGGGACCGCUGUUACACGGCACGGGCCAAAUCCCAGCUUCGCACGCUGAUGCGGCGCGGAAAGGACCUGCAGAAAAGCAGCCAAGUGCGAAACCGAGCGGUUCGUCUAGUAAGGUCGGAAUCGGCGGGCUGCUAUUCAGAAGUCGAAGCUCCAAAAGUGGCAGCCACCGCUGGACGCAGUCGCAGCAGCAGCUGCAGCAGCGGGUAGCAGAGGAGGAGGAGGAGGAGGGCGGGGAGCAGGAAGAGCAGGAGAGAGGGCGCUUGAGCCCAUCCAGUGGCCGUAGGCUCGAGGGUGGCGCGUCAGGGAAGGGAACAGCAGCGUCCAGGAGGGUGGGGGGGCCAAGGCUCACCAAGAGCCGGUCAGAGAAGGCGCCUAGCAGCGCUAUGGGAGGGGCGAGGGGAGGGGCGCGCGGAGGAAAGAGCGGGCACGAACGGCUGCAGGAGAUUCUCAGCAGCGUGGGCAGCGGGUGGGGCGGACUGCCUUUAACCUCGUCGUUGAGUGGUGGCAGUGUUAGCUCGAGUGGCAGCUGCUUGCGGGGGGGUAGUCUGGUGUCUCGGAGCGCUACUGUAAGUGGGGUGGGACCGGCGUUGGGAGGCAUGAUGGGGCCGGCUGGCAGGGCUUCUGUGAUUGGCAGUGCGGGUGGCAGCAUGAGUGGCAGCAUGAGUGUGAGCGUGAUUGGUAGUGCAGGAGUCAGUCCACGGGGCCCGGCCAACGAAAGCUUUGCCUUCUCCCACCUGCCCCAAUCCCACAGACUCUCUCCUGCUUCCCACUCCCAAGACUCCUCUUCCAGUGAUUAUGCCAUGUCUCCGUAUGGGGGAAGUGACAGAGGGGGGGUGCAGGCAGAGAGGGGAAGGGAGCAGGAAGGAGGAAGUGGGGUGCUGCAGGGCAGCAGGGUGCUGCUGUCGCCAGCCAAGGCAGCGCAGGAGGAGAAACUGCUGGAGAUGCUGCGAUCCACACCGCCUGUUCGGUGGGACAAGCCGGUGAAGGCGUUCCCCAAGGAUGACCCCACCAAGGCUCCCCACCUGACGGCGUUCCUGGGCUACAAGGCGGGCAUGACGCACAUCGUCCGCGAGGUCGAGAAGCCCGGCUCCAGGCUGCACAAGAAGGAGGCUGCUGAGGCCGUCACCAUUGUCGAGACCCCCCCCAUGAUCGUCUGCGGUCUCGUCGCGUACGUGAAGACCGCGCACGGCCCGCGCACGCUCACGCACGUGUACGCCGGGCAUCUGAGCGACAACGUCCGUCGCCGGUGGUACAAGAACUGGCACAAGUCCAAGAAAAAGGCGUUCACCAAGUACGCUAAGAAGUUCAGCACUGACGAGGGCAAGAAGGAGAUCGAAGAGGAGCUGGAGCGCAUGAAGAAGCACGCGUCGAUCAUCCGCGUUAUGGCGCACACCGAGGUGCACAAGCUGAAGGGAAUCAAGCAGAAGAAGUCGCAUCUGAUGGAGAUCCAGAUCAACGGUGGCACGAUCGAGGAGAAGGUCGACUGGGGUUACAAGCUGUUCGAGAAGGCCGUGCCGAUCGAUGCCGUGUUCCGCAAGGAUGAGAUGAUUGAUGUCAUCGCCAUCACCAAGGGUCACGGUAACGAGGGUGUGGUACACCGUUGGGGUGUGACCCGCCUGCCUCGCAAGACCCAUCGUGGUCUUCGCAAGGUCGCCUGUAUCGGAGCGUGGCAUCCGGCUCGUGUGCCGUACACCGUGGCGCGCGCCGGUCAGAACGGUUACCAUCACCGCACGGAGCUCAACAAGAAGAUCUACAAGAUCGGAAAGAAGGGCGACGAGAGCCACAAGGCCAGCACGGAGUACGACCGCACGGACAAGGAAAUCACCCCCAUGGGAGGCUUCGCGCAGUACGGUGUGGUGGGCGAGGAUUACAUCAUGAUCAAGGGGUGCUGCCCUGGCGUGCGCAAGCGCGUGCUGACGCUGCGUCGGUCGCUGCUGAAGCAGACGUCGCGCAAUGCGCUGGAGGAGGUGAAGCUCAAGUUCAUCGACACGUCCUCCAAGUUCGGCCACGGUCGCUUCCAGACGUCCGAGGAGAAGGCCAAGUUCUUCGGCCGCACCAAGGCGUAA